AUGGCCGCUCUCACCACCAUUUAUGACAUGCUACAUAGCUACACCUUCACCUGGGGUGUAUACGAACGCUUCCUCGACGACUGCGACCGCCACCCACAGACGGGCCUCGUCGGCCGCAACCCAGAGCUCGAAGCGCCCUAUGUUAGGGUCAUCGUCACUGUGCUGGAGGACUAUCGCUCCAUGUUCGUGACAUUCUCUCGGGGUCAGGCAGUCGAACAAGACGAGAUCUUUAGCUACUUCAGGGCGUAUGUUCCACCUCCACCAAUGGCCGCUCUAACCACCGUUCGUGAUGUGCUACACAGCUACACCUUCGCCUGGGGUCUAUACGAAUGCUUCCUCGACGACUGCGACCGCCACCCACAGGUGGCACAAAACGCCGUGGCUCUCCUACUCUGCUUUGAUCAGGGCACCAACUAG
Messenger RNA from Miscanthus lutarioriparius, 417 nucleotides. The record is from the annotation of a GenBank genome assembly. Lineage: Eukaryota; Viridiplantae; Streptophyta; Magnoliopsida; Poales; Poaceae.